Mustela lutreola (European mink) is the source of this 9833-nucleotide messenger RNA. It is a transcript of the gene ACACA, whose product is annotated as acetyl-CoA carboxylase alpha. Gene Ontology annotation, molecular function: ATP binding; acetyl-CoA carboxylase activity; metal ion binding. The transcript has 56 exons. The coding region runs from base 480 to 7631 and encodes 2383 amino acids. NCBI's taxonomy places the organism in Eukaryota, Metazoa, Chordata, Mammalia, Carnivora, Mustelidae. The record is from RefSeq and is a predicted model, not a curated record. Gene Ontology annotation, biological process: fatty acid biosynthetic process.
GCCCCCUCGGCCCUCGGCCCUCGGCCUUCGGCCCGCGCCCGGGCCUUGCCGCGCGCCCGCCGCUGUUCUCUGGCUGAGGCCCGGGGGGUAGGGCGGAUGGAGCAGCCUGCCUGACUUGAGUCCGGGCAGCAGUCCCUUUGGCGUGAGGCGCGUUGCCGGUCGCCAGAGGCUUGCCAGUGCGUGGCGCCGCCGUUCGAUCCGCUCCAGAGCGCGGUGAGGUGGAGCGGGCCGGUACCGUCCUGCUUUUGUGUUUCUAACAUUCCCACUCCCCCCUGCCCGCCCCUGUGGCCGCGAAGGCAGCCGAGGCCGAGCGGGUCUUGUAGUGGGGCUCGUGGAUUAACCAGACUGACUGAACGGUGUGAGGGUAAACAGGGUACGUUUUAUUCAGACGCUUCUGGAACGUGGAAAUUCUCUUCUUUGGGAAGAACCAUCCCCUCUUUGGGCUUCAGGGGCCCAGACUGAGGCGCAAUGAUGAGAGGAUGUGGUGGUCCACUCUGAUGUCAAUCUUGAGGGCUAGUUCUUUUUGGAGGUGGAUAUCUGCUCAGACAGUAAGAAUUAUAAGAGCUCUGAGAGCUCAUUUUGAAGGAAUAAUGGAUGAACCAUCCCCCUUGGGCAAACCUAUGGAGCUGAACCAGCAUUCCCGAUUCAUAAUUGGUUCUGUGUCUGAAGAUAACUCAGAGGAUGAAAUUAGCAGCCUGGUGAAGCUGGAUCUGCUGGAGGAGAAGGAGGGCUCUCUAUCACCAGCUUCUGUUGGCUCAGAUACACUCUCUGAUUUGGGGAUCUCCAGCCUACAGGACGGCUUGGCUUUACACAUGAGGUCCAGCAUGUCUGGCUUGCAUCUAGUAAAGCAAGGUCGAGACCGAAAGAAAAUAGACUCUCAGCGAGAUUUCACUGUAGCUUCUCCAGCAGAAUUUGUUACCCGUUUUGGGGGGAAUAAAGUGAUUGAGAAGGUUCUUAUCGCCAACAAUGGCAUUGCAGCAGUGAAAUGCAUGAGGUCUAUCCGCCGAUGGUCUUAUGAGAUGUUUCGAAAUGAACGUGCAAUCCGAUUUGUUGUUAUGGUAACACCUGAAGACCUGAAAGCCAAUGCAGAAUAUAUUAAGAUGGCAGAUCACUAUGUACCGGUGCCAGGAGGACCAAACAACAACAACUAUGCAAAUGUGGAAUUAAUUCUUGAUAUUGCCAAAAGGAUUCCAGUACAAGCAGUGUGGGCUGGCUGGGGUCAUGCUUCUGAGAAUCCCAAGCUCCCAGAACUUCUUUUGAAAAAUGGCAUCGCCUUCAUGGGUCCUCCAAGCCAGGCCAUGUGGGCUUUGGGGGAUAAGAUUGCAUCUUCCAUAGUGGCUCAAACUGCAGGUAUCCCGACUCUUCCCUGGAGUGGCAGUGGUCUUCGUGUGGACUGGCAUGAAAAUGAUUUUUCAAAACGUAUCUUAAAUGUUCCCCAGGAAUUAUAUGAAAAAGGUUAUGUGAAGGAUGUGGAUGAUGGGCUGAAGGCAGCAGAGGAAGUUGGAUAUCCAGUGAUGAUCAAAGCCUCAGAAGGAGGAGGUGGGAAAGGAAUCAGAAAAGUCAACAAUGCAGAUGACUUCCCCAACCUCUUCAGACAGGUUCAAGCUGAAGUCCCUGGGUCUCCUAUAUUUGUGAUGAGACUAGCCAAACAGUCUCGUCAUCUGGAGGUACAGAUCCUAGCAGAUCAGUAUGGCAAUGCUAUCUCUCUCUUUGGCCGUGACUGCUCUGUACAGCGCAGGCAUCAGAAGAUUAUUGAGGAAGCACCUGCUGCUAUUGCUACUCCAGCAGUAUUUGAACAUAUGGAACAGUGUGCAGUGAAACUUGCCAAAAUGGUUGGUUAUGUGAGUGCUGGGACUGUGGAAUACCUCUACAGCCAGGAUGGAAGCUUCUACUUUCUGGAGCUGAACCCUCGGCUGCAGGUGGAGCAUCCUUGUACAGAGAUGGUGGCUGAUGUCAACCUCCCCGCAGCACAACUCCAGAUUGCUAUGGGGAUCCCUCUAUACAGAAUCAAGGAUAUUCGUAUGAUGUAUGGGGUAUCUCCCUGGGGCGAUGCUCCCAUUGAUUUUGAAAAUUCUGCUCACGUUCCUUGUCCAAGGGGCCAUGUUAUUGCUGCUCGGAUCACCAGUGAAAAUCCAGAUGAGGGUUUUAAGCCCAGCUCAGGAACAGUUCAGGAACUGAAUUUCCGUAGCAAUAAGAACGUUUGGGGUUAUUUCAGUGUUGCUGCUGCAGGGGGCCUUCAUGAAUUUGCUGAUUCUCAGUUUGGUCACUGCUUCUCCUGGGGAGAAAACAGAGAGGAAGCGAUUUCAAACAUGGUGGUGGCUUUGAAGGAGCUAUCUAUUCGGGGCGACUUUCGAACUACAGUUGAAUACCUCAUCAAAUUGUUGGAGACUGAAAGCUUUCAGCUGAAUAGAAUAGACACUGGCUGGCUGGACAGACUGAUAGCAGAGAAAGUACAGGCAGAGCGACCUGACACCAUGUUGGGAGUUGUAUGUGGGGCUCUCCACGUGGCAGAUGUGAGCCUGCGGAAUAGCAUCUCCAACUUCCUUCACUCCUUAGAAAGGGGUCAAGUCCUUCCUGCGCAUACGCUUCUGAAUACAGUAGAUGUUGAACUUAUCUAUGGGGGAGUCAAAUAUGUACUUAAGGUGACGCGGCAGUCCCCUAACUCCUAUGUGGUGAUCAUGAAUGGUUCGUGUGUAGAAGUAGAUGUGCAUCGGCUGAGUGAUGGAGGGCUGCUCCUGUCCUAUGAUGGCAGCAGUUAUACCACGUACAUGAAGGAGGAAGUGGAUAGGUAUCGCAUCACAAUCGGCAAUAAGACCUGUGUGUUUGAGAAGGAAAAUGACCCUUCUGUGUUGCGCUCGCCUUCUGCUGGGAAAUUAAUCCAGUACAUUGUGGAAGAUGGAGGCCAUGUGUUUGCUGGCCAGUGCUACGCUGAGAUUGAGGUGAUGAAGAUGGUAAUGACCUUAACAGCUGCAGAGUCUGGCUGUAUCCAUUAUGUCAAACGGCCUGGAGCAGCUCUUGACCCUGGCUGCGUAAUAGCCAAAAUGCAGUUGGACAACCCCAGCAAAGUCCAACAGGCUGAGCUUCACACGGGUAGUCUACCACGGAUCCAGAGCACGGCCCUCAGAGGCGAGAAGCUCCAUCGAGUGUUCCACUAUGUCCUGGAUAAUCUGGUCAACGUAAUGAAUGGAUACUGCCUUCCAGAUCCUUUUUUUAGCAGCAGGGUAAAAGACUGGGUAGAGCGGUUGAUGAAGACCCUCAGAGAUCCCUCCUUGCCCCUCCUAGAAUUGCAAGAUAUCAUGACCAGUGUCUCUGGCCGUAUUCCCCCCAACGUGGAGAAGUCUAUCAAGAAGGAAAUGGCUCAGUACGCUAGCAACAUCACAUCAGUCCUCUGUCAGUUUCCCAGCCAGCAGAUUGCCAACAUCCUAGAUAGCCAUGCAGCUACAUUGAACCGGAAAUCUGAGCGGGAAGUCUUCUUCAUGAACACCCAGAGCAUUGUCCAGCUGGUACAGAGGUACCGAAGUGGCAUCCGAGGCCACAUGAAGGCUGUGGUGAUGGAUCUGCUGCGGCAGUAUCUGCGAGUAGAGACCCAGUUCCAGAACGGUCACUACGACAAAUGUGUGUUCGCCCUUCGAGAAGAGAACAAGAGUGACAUGAACACUGUACUGAACUAUAUCUUCUCUCAUGCCCAAGUCACCAAGAAGAAUCUUCUGGUCACAAUGCUUAUCGACCAGUUGUGCGGUCGGGACCCUACUCUCACCGAUGAGCUGCUAAAUAUCCUUACAGAGCUCACUCAACUCAGUAAGACCACCAAUGCCAAAGUGGCACUUCGAGCACGCCAGGUUCUUAUUGCCUCCCAUUUGCCGUCAUAUGAGCUUCGCCAUAACCAAGUAGAGUCCAUCUUCCUUUCAGCAAUUGACAUGUACGGACAUCAGUUUUGCAUUGAGAACUUACAGAAACUCAUCUUGUCUGAAACGUCUAUUUUUGACGUCCUACCAAACUUCUUCUACCACAGCAACCAGGUAGUGAGGAUGGCAGCUCUGGAGGUUUAUGUUCGAAGGGCUUAUAUUGCCUAUGAACUUAACAGUGUACAGCAUCGCCAGCUUAAGGACAACACCUGUGUGGUGGAAUUUCAGUUCAUGCUGCCCACAUCUCAUCCAAACAGAGGGAACAUCCCCACGCUAAACAGAAUGUCCUUCUCCUCCAACCUCAACCACUAUGGCAUGACUCACGUAGCUAGUGUCAGCGAUGUGCUCUUGGAUAACUCAUUCACUCCACCAUGUCAGCGGAUGGGCGGAAUGGUCUCUUUUCGGACUUUCGAAGAUUUUGUCAGGAUCUUUGAUGAAGUGAUGGGCUGCUUCUGUGAUUCUCCACCCCAAAGCCCCACGUUCCCUGAGGCGGGUCACACGUCUCUGUAUGAUGAGGACAAGGUCCCUAGGGAUGAACCAAUUCACAUUCUGAAUGUGGCUAUCAAGACUGACUGUGAUAUUGAGGAUGAUGGACUGGCAGCUAUGUUCAGAGAGUUUACCCAACAAAACAAAGCUACCCUGGUUGAGCAUGGGAUACGGCGCCUUACUUUCCUGGUUGCACAAAAGGAUUUCAGAAAACAGGUCAACUGUGAGGUGGAUCAGAGAUUUCAUAGAGAAUUUCCUAAAUUUUUCACCUUCCGAGCAAGGGAUAAGUUUGAGGAGGAUCGUAUCUAUCGUCACCUGGAGCCUGCCCUAGCUUUCCAGUUAGAGCUGAACCGGAUGAGAAAUUUUGACCUUACUGCCAUUCCAUGUGCGAAUCACAAGAUGCACCUGUAUCUUGGGGCAGCCAAGGUGGAAGUGGGCACAGAAGUGACAGACUACAGGUUCUUCGUGCGUGCAAUCAUCAGACAUUCUGAUCUAGUCACCAAGGAAGCUUCUUUUGAAUAUCUACAAAAUGAAGGAGAGAGGCUGCUCCUAGAAGCCAUGGAUGAGUUGGAAGUUGCUUUUAAUAAUACAAAUGUUCGCACUGACUGCAACCACAUCUUCCUCAACUUUGUGCCCACAGUCAUCAUGGACCCAUCAAAGAUUGAGGAAUCUGUGCGGAGCAUGGUAAUGCGCUAUGGAAGUCGGCUGUGGAAAUUACGUGUCCUCCAGGCAGAACUGAAAAUCAACAUUCGCCUGACGCCAACUGGAAAAGCAAUUCCCAUCCGCCUCUUCCUGACCAACGAGUCUGGCUAUUACUUGGACAUCAGUUUGUAUAAAGAGGUGACUGACUCCAGGACAGCACAGAUCAUGUUUCAGGCAUAUGGAGAUAAACAGGGACCAUUGCAUGGAAUGCUAAUCAACACUCCAUAUGUCACCAAAGACCUGCUUCAAUCAAAGAGAUUCCAGGCACAAUCCUUGGGGACAACAUACAUAUAUGAUAUCCCAGAGAUGUUUCGGCAGUCUCUGAUCAAACUCUGGGAGUCUAUGUCCUCUCAGGCAUUCCUUCCAUCACCACCCCUGCCUUCUGACAUGCUGACAUAUACGGAGCUCGUGUUGGAUGAUCAAGGUCAGCUGGUCCACAUGAACAGGCUUCCAGGAGGAAAUGAGAUUGGCAUGGUAGCUUGGAAAAUGACCCUUAAAAGUCCUGAAUACCCAGAAAGCCGAGAUAUCAUUGUUAUUGGCAAUGACAUCACAUACCGAAUUGGGUCCUUCGGGCCCCAGGAGGAUUUGCUCUUUCUCCGAGCUUCUGAGCUUGCCAGGGCCGAGGGUAUCCCACGCAUCUUUGUGGCAGCCAACAGUGGAGCAAGAAUUGGACUGGCAGAGGAAAUUCGUCAUAUGUUUCAUGUGGCCUGGGUAGAUCCUGAGGAUCCUUACAAGGGAUACAAAUAUUUAUAUCUGACCCCUCAGGAUUAUAAGAGAGUCAGUGCUCUCAACUCUGUCCACUGUGAGCAUGUAGAGGACGAAGGAGAAUCCAGGUACAAGAUAACUGAUAUUAUUGGGAAGGAAGAGGGACUUGGAGCAGAGAAUCUUCGGGGCUCUGGAAUGAUUGCUGGAGAAUCCUCAUUGGCCUAUGAUGAGAUUAUCACCAUCAGCCUGGUUACAUGCCGGGCCAUUGGGAUUGGGGCUUACCUUGUCCGGCUGGGACAGAGAACCAUCCAGGUUGAAAAUUCUCACUUAAUUCUGACCGGAGCUGGGGCCCUCAACAAAGUCCUUGGGCGGGAAGUAUACACCUCCAAUAACCAACUUGGGGGCAUCCAGAUUAUGCACAACAAUGGGGUGACCCACAACAUCGUUUGCGAUGACUUUGAAGGGGUUUUCACUGUCCUGCACUGGCUGUCUUAUAUGCCCAAGAAUGUGCGCAGUUCAGUUCCUCUCUUGAACUCCAAGGAUCCUAUAGAUAGAAUCAUCGAGUUUGUUCCCACGAAGGCCCCAUAUGAUCCUCGAUGGAUGCUAGCAGGCCGACCUCACCCAACCCAGAAAGGUCAGUGGUUGAGUGGAUUUUUUGACUAUGGAUCUUUCUCGGAGAUCAUGCAACCCUGGGCCCAGACUGUGGUGGUUGGCAGAGCCAGGCUAGGAGGAAUACCUGUGGGAGUAGUUGCCGUAGAAACCCGAACAGUGGAACUAAGUAUCCCCGCCGAUCCUGCAAACCUGGAUUCUGAAGCCAAGAUAAUCCAGCAGGCUGGCCAGGUUUGGUUCCCAGACUCUGCGUUUAAGACCUAUCAGGCUAUCAAGGACUUCAACCGUGAAGGGCUGCCUCUGAUGGUCUUUGCCAACUGGAGAGGCUUCUCUGGUGGAAUGAAAGAUAUGUACGAUCAAGUGCUAAAGUUCGGUGCUUACAUCGUGGAUAGCUUACGGGAGUGCUCCCAGCCAGUGAUGGUGUACAUUCCUCCCCAGGCUGAGCUCCGGGGGGGCUCCUGGGUUGUGAUCGACCCCACCAUCAACCCCCGGCACAUGGAAAUGUACGCUGACCGAGAGAGCAGGGGAUCAGUUCUGGAGCCAGAGGGGACAGUAGAAAUCAAAUUCCGCAGAAAGGAUCUGGUGAAAACCAUGCGUCGGGUGGAUCCAGUCUACAUUCGCUUGGCUGAGCGAUUGGGCACCCCAGAGCUCAGCCCAGCAGAGCGGAAGGAGCUGGAAAACAAGCUGAAGGAGCGGGAGGAAUUCCUAAUUCCCAUUUACCAUCAGGUAGCCGUGCAGUUUGCUGACUUGCACGACACACCGGGCCGGAUGCAGGAGAAGGGUGUUAUUAACGAUAUCCUGGACUGGAAAACAUCCCGGACCUUCUUCUACUGGCGACUGAGGCGUCUCCUGCUGGAGGACCUGGUCAAAAAGAAAAUCCACAAUGCCAACCCAGAGCUGACCGAUGGUCAGAUCCAGGCCAUGUUACGGCGUUGGUUUGUGGAGGUGGAGGGAACUGUGAAGGCCUAUGUGUGGGACAAUAACAAGGAUCUGGUGGAGUGGCUGGAGAAACAGCUGACCGAGGAAGACGGCGUUCGCUCAGUAAUCGAGGAGAACAUCAAAUACAUCAGCAGAGACUAUGUCCUCAAGCAGAUCCGCAGCUUGGUGCAGGCCAAUCCCGAGGUUGCCAUGGACUCCAUCGUCCACAUGACUCAGCACAUCUCACCCACACAGCGAGCAGAAAUCGUGCGGAUCCUCUCCACGAUGGACUCCCCUUCAACGUAGAAAGAGCCUCCUGCCCAUCCCGGCCUUGCCUCUGGAGAAAAGGGCUAGAUCUGCCUCUUCCAGCUGAAACCACUCUAAUGAGAAGGCACAGGAGACCCAGCACUGGAAUCCAGGUGGCAUUUUGCUUCCCCUUGAACGUUUUCAGGUUAUGCAUGACAUACUGGGAUAUAGGGUCACAAAGCCCCCAGCGGUCACACCCAUCCCAUUCAGUAUUUAUUACCUUAUCUGUGACUACAGCCCUCUGUCCCUGCCAGGACCUGCGAAGGCAAUGAAGGGUACAAGCCUGUACCAUGAGGUCUCACUACACAAAAGCAGGACUGCUGCUCCUGGCCUGACAGCUCCUGGGCCCCAGCCCGGGGAAGUGGGAGUUGUGGUCAGGCAGUCAACAGCCCUCCCUCACCCCUGGCCCCAUGAGCCUGCAGCCAUAGGCAGCAGAGGAGGGCUGGGCCCAGGAGGAAGCCUCAAGUCCAUCGUUUUGUUUUUUACCUUCACGUUCAGCCCGGUACGCACUAGGAGAGGAAUAGUUCCCAGUUUAAUCACAUCAAGGUACCUGUUUCUUCUUCGUGGAGUGUGAAAUCUUCAAGGUCCUUGGGACCUCCAAGAUGAGGGCAAAACCCUGAUCCAAGAAGAAGACCGAGUCACUGUUGUUGAUUUAGGGGCCUCAACUGUGGGUUUGAUUCUCAGAACAAACGGAAAGAUGGUUGACCGACCACUACCUUGCAUGUCCCUGCGAACCCAACUGUUGGAUCUGCUGGGAGCCUCGUGGGAGGUCCAGCAGACUGAGCGGGGCCAAAGCGGAGCCUGGGGGAUGGCCCUCUCCUUUGCCGAUAAGUAGUUAUUCUUGCCACGAGGGUGUGGGCCAGAUAGUCUCUCUUUUUUAGGACUUGGAAGGUUAUUAUAACUUAACUAUGAAGCCUGGAGCUUUGAUCAUUACAAAAGGUUACUAGUGCCUACAGAGUCACUCAGCUCUAUAUCCAGGGCAUCUCUCCUAGCAGCGGACGUCCCUCCUCCUUCUGGGUCUCGUCUCUUCCUGGGGUGUCUGCAAGCAGCAGGCACAGCUUGUCUCCCCAUAGCUGCUGAAAGGGACCCUGGUGACAUCUCUGCCCUAAGCACCAGGGACUGGCCUUCCCCGGUGUGAGCAGGCUUCCAGGGAACAGAGAACCCACAUGACCUUAAGAUCAUCUACAACUCUGUCAUGGUGCUGCUGUCUUCCGGGCUCACUGGGCCCUUCCUGGCCAGCGGCAGGAGCCUCCGCAUCAGUGGUAGAGACAGUUUAUUUUCAACAACCCAUUUACCCGAGGAGGAAAGAGUUUAUGGAUUCCCCUGUUGGUGUCCCUAAAGCCAGAGUGGCAGGUGAUCAAGGCUGGUGUAGCCUCCGGUUCUCAUGGUGCAGCUAAUUGCACGUGUCCCUGAUGACCAAGGAGGGAAUGAAUCACUAGGACAUUUUAGUGCGGUGGUAUGAAUACUUUUGUACACGCUACAGUUUUGAGCCUUAAUGCUAGAGUCUGCGCACAACGAGCCCCGCCGCCCUUCCUUGGGAAGUGCUUGUGCAGGUGGCCCCGGGAGCGGGCUACGUCACUGGCUGCCCGCUGGUGUGCAGAGCCUCGGUCAGGCGGCCCUGGUGCAAGGUGCCAGCGUUCAGCACCACCAGAGAGGGCAGGAAGAGGUGGGAACCACGUUCAGUCCCGAAAGAGGCAUCCACUCCUGCUGGUAUCACCUUAAGUAAAAACUGGAUUGGCCUUUGAUUUUUUUCCAUAAUUAGUAAAAUUCCACAAACCCCUCUGUUUGCCCUGGUGUUUCUCCAGAGGCAGGUGGGUCACACUCAGUUUACGUCUCCCCCUUGACCAGAUGAUGAUGAUGCAGUAAGUGAAUACGGUUCCUCUCUAGAAGCCUGCAUGGCCUGCUCCCCCGUCCCCAGAGCGCCUCCCUGUGGGUCUUCCCCUGGACAGGGCUUUGUCAUACAGAGCAGCCGGGAAGAGCCACAGACCAUUCCAUGUGCAAGGUUACUGAGCUCGGAGGAGUAGAAAUGAUGUACUGACCAAGACUUGCUCGAGUUGAGAUUGCCAUAGUCCCUUCGUUCACAAAGCAGCCUUCACUGGUCUCAUUGAGACUCGACGGACACAUACCCUGAUGAGCAAGGAGCAUCAGUCAAAUGUAUUCUUUUCACAUUUUGUUGAAAUAAAUGUCCACAUUUGUAGAAGA